AUGGAAUCCACUGGGACUAAUGACGACAUAUAUGACGACAUUGAAAUGGAAGGAGUUGAUAAAAACAGUAAGUAUCACAUUAAACCAUGAACACAUUACAUCAUAUACUGCUAAAAACAUCCAGCAUAUGUCAGAAUACUGAAUACUGGUGAAGAAAAAAAUCCAUCAUUAUUGGUUCCAAUGGUGCGAUGAAAGUUCUGACAAAAGUUACCUUGAAAGCCACGUGUAUAAGCUCUCAAAUACUUUUGAAUUUUGUUUCAACCUGCUACAGAGGCUGAGAUAUCAGCUUUUUUGUAAACCUCAACACUUAAGAAGUGCCGCUGCUGAAAGAAAUUCCAGGAAAACACUGCAGUAUUUUUGAUAAUCACUUGAAAAGUGCACUAUGAGCUUUCAAUUGCAACACAACCAUCAAUAGAGUCCAGGGGAAACCCAGAAAUCUGUCAGUUUAGGCAGUUUCAUGCAGCUGACUUGACAACUUACAAAUGGGGACAGUUCACUGAUUUACUCAAUAGUCAAGAGAUUUCUUGUUUAGAUGUUAACCAGAAAUUGUGAGCAUGGGUGUCCGAGUUAUGGGGGGACAGGCUGUGUCAGCCUCCUACCAGAUCCGUAGGACGAUGGUUGAUGGUUCGGGUCUCUCACCAACCGUUGUCUUAGCUCACCAUUCAUCCCUUUAAGGACUCACCUGGCCUGUAUUAAAUGAACAGGACCAAUAAAUGCCUAAUUGAUUUAGUGCAAUACAACAUUCACAGUACAUUCAGAUUAAAUGACUGUCAAUAAAUCAAAUUCAAUAAUAGGUAUAAUUACAUUAAAAACAGGAAAAAUAAAACAAGACAUUUAAGUACCCCAUUAAAUAGACUGUACAAUGAGUACAAAUUUGAACAACCCGUUAGCACAUCUAUGCUAAUGCUAGCGCUAGCCCGCUAGCUUAGCAUGUUAGCGCCACAUCUUAUCACUCAACACUCACCGAUUCUUCAGUAAAAUCUGCCCACAACGGCGGAAAACAGACUCCCAACGGACCAGUAUUUACCGCUAAAGGUUGACAAUAAAAUACGUUGUGUGCAAAGCAUGACGUGAGGUAAAAGAGUGAAUAUCUAUGACAUUUUACAGAGGAAGCCGUUUCCAACUGCCAGAGGGCUUUUCCCUUACACUGAUUACACAGCUUGAAAAAUCGCUCGUCAAGCUACCAUUGGUCGAGCGUGGUCACCUGACCAGGUAUGUGUGAGGCACGUAAGACACGUAGGAGGCGUAAGGCAUCAGAGUAAGUGGAAAAUAGAGGGAGGAAAAAAUACAAUAUUAAUGAUACAAUAAUAAUGAUACAAUUAAUAAUAAAAUUAUUAUUAUUAUUAUUAGUAUUAUUAUUAUUAUUAUUAUUAUUAUUAUUAAUUAAAAACAACAAUAACAAUAACAAUAAUAAUAUCAUAAUUUUUAUAUGGUGGAUUUUUACCUGGACUACAAACUGUUUACUGAAGCUUGGGAAGGAAAGAGAAUAAGUGUUGACCUUGUUUUUGUUAUUUUCUAAUAAGGGGCUACUAAAAGAAGAAAUAAGCUGCCACCCAAAUGUGGGACCGUGUGUGUUGGACUACUUUUGGCUCUCCUGGUUGUUGGUAACAUAGGACAGCUUGUCUAUCGUAAGUCAUUAGACCCUCAUUUUGUUGUCAUUUAAUACAAAAAGGAUACAAACAUUUCACUGAUAUGAUACAAAUACCUAUUUGUAUUAUUUAUGAUGCUUACUUGUAAUCAAAUGCAUUUUGCAGAUGCUGUCUCUUCAACAGAUCGAGAAUAUUACAACAACCAAAGAGAAGAACUGCAGAGAAAUUAUGAAGCUAAACUGGGGAACCUGUCUGAUGAGUUACAGACCACUCAUCUGAUCAGAGAGGCAAAGGUCAGAGAAUUAACCCAACAGGUCAGAGAACUAACCCAACUAGUCAGAGACAUAGUGACCAUGAUAGCUAAAGGUGAGAUAACUCUCAUUAACUUUUAAAUGCACGGCCUAGAUAUUUGUAGCUUUCACUGACAAUUUGUCUGUUUCCUCACUUUAAGGCAGAAAUUGUGACACAGGCUGGAAGAAGUACGGUCUCAGCUGUUACUUUGUCUCAACGGCAAAGAAAAACUGGGCUGCAAGCAGGGAAGACUGCAAGGCUCAAGGGGCUGACCUGGUCGUCAUAAACAGUGAAGAAGAAAAGGUGAGAAGGGAGGGAACAAGGGAGCAUGCAAGGAAGCCAGCUAUAUUGCAAGCAAAGUAACAGGCAUGCAAGCAAAAGAGAAAAGAAGUCAUCAAGGAAGCAUACAAAGGAAAAAAAAACAGGAAAAAAUAAACAAAAAAGUAAGACAACAAAAACAAAAUAAAAAAAUAAAUAAUAAAAUAAACAAGGGAAUAAGCAAGCAAGGGAGGAUGUAUGCAAGCUAGAAAGAAAGAUUGCAUGCGUGCAAUGAAGCAAACAAGCAAACAGAAAAGCAUUGAAAGAAAAAAAAUGACAGCAAUCAAACAAGAAAGCAAAAUGCAAAAAAGUAAGGCAAAAAUCAAGCAAGCAAGCAAGGGAACUAGCAAGCAAGCAAAAAAGAGCAAAAGAGCAAGCAAACAAGUAAAAAUACAAGGAAGCAAGCAUUUGGAAAAAAAGGAGAGCAAGAAAUGUAUAAAAAAAAAGGUUAGGGUUAAGAAAUUGAUUUCAGUUAAAGGGAUUACAUAUGGAAGAAUAGGAGAAAGAUGAAAUGAAGAGGAUCUGCCUUCUACUGAUCAGAGUAUUUAGUUCCAGAAUGUGAUUGGUUGGUAUUGAAAGUACAGUAAGGUUCAUGGACAACAAUGUCCUGACCAGUUUACAUAAAGAAGUUCUGCUUUGAUAGGAAGGCAGUUUAUAAGUCUGACCAACAGCAUUUUAGCUGUUUUUAUUAAUGGUUGUAUUUAAAUAUUUGCAAAUUUAAACUGGCACCUUUCAGAGGCUCUCUGUGAUCCUGUUAUGAAUUCUUCCUGUUUAACAAAUUUAUAAAUGUAAGUUUAGUCUCUGAGGAUUGACUCAGAUUUUGUUAUGGAGGGUGAAAACUUGUGGUUUGACUACAUUUGUGUCUCUUCUGUGUGUUAUGAUGACAGGAUUUUGUCACUGGGCUGAGGAGUGCAAGUGAUGAAUGGAUUGGUCUGACUGACAGUGCUCAAGAGGGGUCUUGGAUGUGGGUGGAUGGGACCCCUGUCACCACUACGUAAGUUUUCAUGCUGGGCUGGACCUGCUGUAUUCUUUAUUUUAAAGUGAUUUAAUGUAAUUUUUAGCAUCAGUAUAUUUAGUCUCUUCCUGAUAUACUCUACUGGUAUUUAUAAAACCAGGGAAAUAGCAGCAGGAUAUGAAAGUAAUUCAUCAAUCUUUUCAGUUGCACUUUGUCUCAUGGAAGAGCAUAUCUGACUGGAGAUAGGAUACAGGGGUAAUGUCUCUGACAUCUUGUUCAUCAGGUACUGGUCGAGUGGACAGCCUGACAGUUUUAAAUGGGACCAGGACUGUGGAGAGAUGUGGCCGAAAGGAUUGUGGAACGACGAACACUGUUCUAUAAAUAACACCUGGAUCUGUGAAAAGAAACUCACGUUUGAAUGACUAUGUGUGCAUAUCCUUGGUAUUAAAACCUAAUGAUAGCUUUUGUACAUUUUCAUCAUUUUGAGGACCAGACCGGAUCACAUGGAGAACAAUUAAAACAGGCUUUGACUAGAAUUGCUCAAAUCUUGAAGAAGUAUUUUAUUUAAAAUAUGUGAAAAAUGGUCGUGGAGAAAAUCUCACAUCCCUUUUUAUUUUUCCCACAAAUCAUCUCAAAGUACACCAAACUACUGUAAAAUCCUUUUUCUUAAUUUAUUGAAUAGACCAAUUCAAAAUAUGAAUCAGAAACGGUCCAAUUCAAGAGAAAACACUCCACUGCUGACCUUGAUGAUCACAGAAAUAGAUUCAAAUAAUCCAUUUUAUGAAAAUUACAAAAAGAGUAUUCACAAAUGAGUCGCUCACUGUCACAAAAAACUAAAAAAGUGCAAAUUAAGACACCUAGACUGAGAGGCUCUUCACAUUUCCCAGAAUGGCAGCUUCUCUUUUCUGAUACUGACUGAUAUACUUCGUUGUUUUCUUGAAAACCAAAGGCCGAGUACAUCAGCUGAGCAUACGUCUUGGUGUUAGAGUCCGACUGACUUAGAGUUGAAAGUUAUGGCAGACCUUAAGUGAAGCCCUGUGCACUAAUAAGACUUAAGUCCUGUUUUUGUUACACUUGGGUGUAACUUUCACACCUAAUAACCCAUGAGACAGACACGAACAGCAGUAGAAAACCAUCUACAAAAAGUGUUUACACAUGUUAAGUAAAACAUAAAGGUGCAAAAAUGACAGCAGAGGUGUUGAAAAGAAGUUGCUAGGUGAUGACAGUUCAGAAAAAUAGGGCGGGGCUUGUACAUUUUUGGACUUAAAUGGGUUAAAAGGAAUCAGUUCCAGGUCUCUGGUCAACACGUCUGACUGAGAUGUAAAGUUAGGUGUCAUCAGUAAUCACAGCGGUAUUAGACAUUAUAUAUACGGAUGAUAUUAUCAAGAGGAAGCAGGUAAAUGGAAAAGAGAAUUGGACCCAUAACUGAACCCUGUGGAACCCCAUUUGAUAAACUACAACCUGCAAAAGUUCUGUUGUCCAUGUAUGACCUGAACCACUGAGAGGCCACAUCACUUAUUCCUGCUCACUUCUGCAGUCUGUCAGUGACUGGUAUGAUCUACUAUAUCAAAUGUAGGACCAGGAUGUAACAAUCUCCAGCAUCUUCACUAAACAGGAUGUUGUGACAAACUUAGAGGUGCAAAACUGUUAAAUCUGUCAUCAUCUGUGGCAUGUGUGGGCUUUCUGAUGUGUUCAGAAUCAGUUAAGAUUAAAAAAAAAGACUGAGUCAAACUUUAGUGAGAUUUUGCAUGUAGCUGACACCAGCCUGAUGAGCUGCGUCUCAGGACAACUUGUACAAACAUUAGGCCCAGCCAUAUAAUGAGGGGGCCCAUGCACUGUAUUAUGCUGUGCUCCUGUUCCUCUUUCAGUUUGACACUUUUUUGCAUCAGUUCUCUGACCCUUACUCGGUAAUAGGAAACACCAACGUCUGUGAAACUCAGACCAGGGUCUUUUUUUUUCUUUUUCAAAAUUUCUCACCUGCCCUUGGUUUCCUGUCAAGAUACAUGACACCCGCUCAUGCUCAUGUAUUCACUUGCUUUGCGUGCUUCAAUUGUAUCAGGCUGCUUGAAUAUUUCACCUCCUGUAAAUCGAAGGGAGAUUAUUGUUUGUGAUAAUGACAGAUUUUAAACGACAAUAUGUAAGGUGCAGUGUACUCCCCAUUAAACCAAGAUGCGUACAGUUUUGGGUUUAAUUUUUUCAGUCUGCUUAAUUAAACAUAGUCAAGAUAAAGAGAAUGAUCUCUCUCAGUUUUUAUGUGUUUUCUUUUAUUUUAUGGACACUUGUGCACAUGAUGCUGUUUCAGAAGUUGUAGCCUGUCGUACCAGAAUAAUCCAGGUGCUGCUGUGGCCGAAACACUAAAAAGAGAAGGUUAAAUAUUGAGGUUUACAGACAGAACAGAAAGGGAAAAAAAAGAGUCACAUGCAAGGCUGAGCUGGGUGACUUGUCUUGCAUUGCAGCAUGUAAGUUUGACAUUUGUGAAAUCUGUAGAAAAAAAACCUCAAAAAACUCAAAAAACAAAAAGUCAAAGCCGUGUGAGAAACUCAAUACUUCAGAGAAAGGAGGAAAAAACAAAACCACUUCUUUGAAAAAAAAAGGGGGGGUUGGGGGGGUGGGGGGUUCAUGGUUAACUCUAGUUUUGUUUCCUUCUUCUUUUUUUUUGACCAAUCAGAACUGGCUCAAGCAUAAAGACCAGGGCUGAAGGGCUGCUUGUUAUCUACAGGAUGCACACUGUUCACUGGUAUAUAUGCAUUUCUGCUUCAAAGAGUGGCAGCUGCUCAACACAGUCGAACUGAUCCUCUUUUUUAAUGUCUCAGAUCUGAGGUAAGUGCUCGUGAAGAGACCAUUUUCACCUUUACUGUUACAGCAGCUCACAAACAAGAGACAGGAGAGUACAAUUAUGUACUUACAAAGUUUGACUUGAACAAAAUUAAAGGUAAAUAUAGAAAUACAGUAGUAGAUACACAUGCACACUCUCUUUAACUACAGUUAAAUUGGUUAUUGCACAGAGAGCGUUUCAGCAUGUUCUUCAAAACAUAUAAGGACAUGACUGCUGCAGAUUCAACACUGCUGUAUAAAUACACAAAUAUAAUUUGGCCAACAUUGUGACCUUCAGAUGUAAUUAUAAUCACAAUUAUAUUUAUGAUAAUACUAUUUACUUGUGAAGCUGUGCACAGACAGUAGAGACACUGACAAUGCAAUAAUUCAAAUAUCAAAUGAUUGAAAUAAAAAUUAUGUGUUUGAGUAAGAGAUGAAUCAUAGUGCAAAGUCACAAAGCAGCUGCCAUGUAAUGAAAUAAGAGAGGACGAUUAAGGGGAAGUGUCUUUUAUGUGGAAACUUUUCGUUAUUAACUUUAGAAAGUUUUGGUUAUAAUGAUGAUCACUUAUUAUUAAGCGACUAUUAAGCUUAUUUCUGUGCUUACAAUACAAUCCUAAGAAUACGGUGUAUAGUUUGGAGAUAUCUGCAGAAGGAUAUUUAUGGACUGUAAGCAUAAGUGUUGCAUGCUGUUGUGGCUGGACAGUUAUCUAUUUCUGUCUCUCCUAUCAGGAAAAACAGAGAAUGGAAUCCACUGGGACAAAUGAAAACAUAUAUGGCAACGUUGAAAUGGAAGAAUAUGAUAAAUACAGUUAAGUAUCACAUUUAAACAUAAACACAUAACAUACUGCUAAAAACAUUUAGCAUAUGUCAGAAUACUGAAAACUGGUGAAGAAAAAAAUCCAUCAUUAUUGUUUGUCAUGUUUUACUUUGAUAUUUUUUCUGUCUUGUCUUUAGGUUUAUUUAAUAUGCUGCAUUGUCAAACGAUGCUUUUAUUUUGAAGGAUACAAAGUUUUAAUACUGAAUUAAUUUGCAAUCCAACACGCUGUUAUCUUGGUUUUUAAACCCAUAAAAAAUCACCAGCUUCAGUUUCAAAAGUGCCUGAAUGACUACCAGUGAACUCGCCGAAUGCUUCUUUAAAAUAUAAUACCAAUACUUUUAAGAAAGAACUGAAACUGCGAGUCCGUGAGAAGAACCUUACAGGUUUUAUAGUAACUGGAAAAACACAAGAUUAUGAGUAGUCCUGAAUGUAGAAAUGCUUCAAGGCCAAUAUCUGUUUCUUUGAAAUAACACUGAAAAUCAGACUUCAAAAAAGGGAUGACUGAAUUUAAAUCACCCAUUUUUUAAGAAAUAAUGCUCUGACACUUUAUCUCAAAACCAGACUUGUCUUUCUGUCUUUGUUCCUGUUUUUGGACAGGAAGUCUUUAGUGUUAGUGUUACUGCUGACUCAAAUUUAGGAAAGAAAGAGAAUACAUGUUGACCUUUUUUUGUAACUUUUAAAUUAGUGGCCCCUCAAAGGAGAAAUAAGCUGCCACCCCAAUGUGGGACUGUCUGUGUUGGACUACUUUUGGCUCUCCUGGUUGUUGGUAACAUAGGACAGCUUGUCUAUCGUAAGUCAUUUGACCCUCAUUGUUGUCAUUUAAUACAAAAAGGAUACAAUCAUUUCACUGAUAUGAUACAAAACCUUAUUAUACGAGCACAUAUCUAUCAGUUGUAUUCAUGAGGCUCUUUUGCAUUUUGCAGAUGCUGUCUCUUCAACAGAUCAGGAAUAUUGCAACAACCAAAGAGCAGAACUGCAGAGAAAUUAUGAAGCUAAACUGGAGAACCUGUCUCAUGAGUUAAAGACCACUUACCACAAUCUGACAGCACAGGUCAGAGACAUAAUGAUCAUGAUAGCUAAAGGUGAGAUGAUUCUCAUAAACUUUUAAAUGCACAGUCAAGAUAUUUGUAGCUGCUGAUGACAAUUUGUCUGUUUCUCCAUUUUAAGGCAGAAAUUGUGACACAGGCUGGAAGAAGUACGGUCACAGCUGUUACUUUGUUUCAACCGCAAGGAAAAGCUGGGCUGCGAGCAGGGAAGACUGCAAGGCUCAAGAGGCUGACCUGGUCGUCAUGAACAAUGAGGAAGAAAAGGUGAGAGAGCAAAAAAGAGUGCAAGGGAGCAGAGAAGUCAUCAAGGGAGCAAAAGGGGGGAAAAAAAACAACAAAAAGCAAGAAAGACAGCAAUAUGAGCGAGCUAAAACCAAAACAGAAAAAGAGGAGAGAGUUAAAGAAGUAAGCAAGCAAGUAAGCAAGUAGAAAAGAAAGCAAUCAAGAAGGCCAAAGUAAGCAAGGGAGUGUGCAUACAAGCAAGGAAGCAAGGAAGCAAACAGAAAAGAAAGGAAGAAGAAAACGAAAGCGAGCAAGCAAGAGAACAAAGUACAAGAAAGUAAGCCAAAAAAAAAAAAGCAAGCAUUUGAAAAAAGAGAGCAAGAAAAGAAUAAAAAGGAGGGAAAAUGGUUAAGAAAUUAAUUUAAAUGAAGAGUUAAAGAUGAAGGAAUAAGAGAAACAUGAAAUAAUGUAUUUGUCCUGUUUAACAAAUUUAUAAACGUUCGUCUCUGAGGAUUAACUCAGAUUUAGUUGUGAAAGGUGAAAAGUUGUGGUUUGACCAAAAUUGUGUCUCUUUUCUGUGUUAUGAUGACAGGAUUUUGUCAGUGGGCUUGUGAGUGGAGGUGAAAACACCUGGAUUGGUCUCACUGACAGUGCUCAAGAGGGGACUUGGAUGUGGUUGGAUGGGACCCCCGUCACCACUACGUAAGUUUUCAUGCUGGACUGGACCUGCUGUAUUCUGUAUUUUAAAGUGAUUUAAUGUAAUUUUUAGCAUCAGUAUAUUUAGUCUCUUCCUGAUAUACUCUACUGGUAUUUAUAAAACCAGGGAAAUAACAGCAGGAUAUGAGAGAAAUUUCCGUUUCACUUUGGGUCAAGAGACAGGACAGGACAGGAUGUCUGACUGGAGAUAGGAUACACAGGUUAUUUCUCUGACAUCUUGCUCAUCAGGUACUGGGAGAGUGGACAGCCUAACAGUUCUGGAGGGGACCAGGACUGUGGAGAGAUGGUGCAGAGAGGAGAGUGGAAUGACGAAACCUGCUCUACGAAUAACAUCUGGAUCUGUGAAAAGAAACUCGCGUUUUAA
Molecule: messenger RNA, 9133 nt
Organism: Xyrichtys novacula (pearly razorfish)
Lineage: Eukaryota; Metazoa; Chordata; Actinopteri; Labriformes; Labridae
Source: the annotation of a GenBank genome assembly